Molecule: messenger RNA, 879 nt
Organism: Closterium sp. Naga37s-1
Lineage: Eukaryota; Viridiplantae; Streptophyta; Zygnematophyceae; Desmidiales; Closteriaceae
Source: the annotation of a GenBank genome assembly
AUGGACCACGCUGUUGUCAACAAUGUGGUUGCUGCGUUGUUGGCUGGCAAUGGUGGUGAGGAGGAUGAGCCCAUGUCGAGAAGAGAUGCGGCACGGCUGGACCGGAGAAGGAAGCUUGGGGAGCAGCAGGGGAAGGAAGCAGAGGAUGCCGAUCGACUGCAGAAAGAGAGAGAUCAGGAAAGGGAGCGGCGGCAGAAGGAGGAGGCGGCUGCAGAGGCACAGAAGAUAGCGGAUGAGGAGGCAGCAAAGAAGGCGGCUGCAAAGGCGCAGAAGAUAGCAGAUGAGGAGGCGGCAAAGAAGGCGGCUGCAGAGGCGCAGAAGAUAGCGGAUGAGGAGGCAAAGAAGAAGGCGGCUGUAGAUGCACAAAAGAUUGCAGCAGAGGAGGCGAAGAAGAAGGCAACUGCUGAGAUGCAGAAGAUUGCGGCAGAAGAGGCGAGGAAGAAGGAGGCUGCAAAGGCGCAGAAGAAAGCUGAGGAGGCAAAGAAGAAGGCCGCCGCAGAGGCGCAGAAGAUAGAAGAGGCGAAGAAGAAGGAGGCUGCAAAGGCGCAGAAGAUAGCUGAGGAGGCGAAGAGGAAGGCCGCCGCAGAAGCGCAGAAGUUAGCAGAGGAGGAGGCGAAGAAGAAGGCGAUUGCUGAGGCGCAGAGGAUAGCGGAGGAGGCGAAGAGGAAGGAAGCAGAGGAAGCUGAACGCGUGCGAGAGCAGCGGCGAGCAGAGAAGUUGGCCAGAAUAGCGGCCUACGAGGAACAACAGAGGCUUCUGGAGGAGGAGGCAGAGCGUGAUCGGGCGGAGGCGGAACGUAAAGAGUGUCUACGGCAGGCAAUGGCCGAACAAAAGGAGCAUUUGGCGCGGGAGAUGGAAGAGGAAGAGGCGCCACGGUAG